Molecule: messenger RNA, 786 nt
Organism: Zonotrichia leucophrys gambelii
Lineage: Eukaryota; Metazoa; Chordata; Aves; Passeriformes; Passerellidae
Product: cocaine- and amphetamine-regulated transcript protein-like
Exons: 3
Coding region: 315-647 (110 amino acids)
Biological process (GO): negative regulation of appetite; adult feeding behavior; cellular response to starvation
Molecular function (GO): neuropeptide hormone activity
Source: RefSeq, a predicted model, not a curated record
CGUCCAUCUCCUGUCUGUUCCCCUGUCUGUCCCCUUUCCAUCCCCUGUCUUUGUUUGCUCACGGAAUUGGCAGCGGCUGCGGCCCGGGGGGGUCACCGGGGGGUCCCCGCCUGGGCCCGGCUCUGACGUCCGUCCCUGGCCGCUGCCUGGUGGCCGCUGUGUCCCCAGGGCCGCCGUGUCACCCCCGCAGCCCGGUGACAGUGACAGUGCGGGGCUUUGGGGGGACACAGGCGCCCCGUGUGCGUCACUGCGUGUUUGGGGGUGUCCGGGGUGGGUUAUAAAGCCGAGCUGGCACAUCCCGGAGCAUCCAGGGGAUGCAGAACAUGGAGAACGCUCUGCUGUGCCUGCUCUGCCUGCUGGGCUCCGGCCUCAUCCUGCUCGGCACCCCCGAACCGGUACCGGAGCUCCGGCCCGGACUGAGCCCGCCCGGGCACGGCCGGGAGGAGCCGGAGCUGGCAGAGGCGCUCCGGGAGGUUCUGGCCGAGCUGGGGACGCGGGAGCCGCUGGCGCUGGAGAAGAGGCUGAGCUGGGUGCCCUGGUGCGAGCGCUGGCAGUCGUGCGCGGUGCGGCGCGGGGCGCGCAUCGGGAAACGCUGCAGCUGCCCCCCCGGCACCUCCUGCAACCUCUCCAACCUCAAGUGCUCCUGAGCGAGCGGGGACAGCGGGGGACAGCGGGGGACACCAGCUGCCACCCGCCCGCGACCCGGGAUGGACCCGCACGGCACCGCCCGAGCCCCGGCCCGUGGGGCUGGCGGUGUCCAGGGACACAUUAAACCAUUGGAUCCAC